Messenger RNA from Onthophagus taurus, 1808 nucleotides. The record is from RefSeq and is a predicted model, not a curated record. NCBI's taxonomy places the organism in Eukaryota, Metazoa, Arthropoda, Insecta, Coleoptera, Scarabaeidae.
GAAUUUAAAAAAGUAUUUCUUUGAUAUGGAAUUUUUCAGAACUGAAACAUAUAAAAGUCAAUGGCGCAAUGAGUCACGUUGAAUUUCUUUUAUAACUUUACUCGAAACUAAACCGACGAUGUUUUUAAAAUUAUUCUUAUUGAUCGCGUUAUUUUACAUAAACUUAGCUCAUUCUGCAAAUAUUUUAGCACUUUUUCCGAUUCCAUGUAGAAGCCAUUUCGCAAUAUAUCAACCGUUAUUGGAAAAAUUGGCCGAAAGAGGACAUCAGAUUGAUGUAUUAACUCAUUUUCCAAGAAACAUACCUUUAAAUGGUUAUACAGAUUACAGUAUAAGGAGAGAAGAUGAGUUUUACUCAUUUGACAUAGAUAUUGAAAUGGUUAAAUCAUUGUCUCUCUUAGAUAUUUUAAACAUAAUCAAUUUUAAUGCUGGAGCGACUAUAUGUUACAAUGCUCAAAAUAAGACGGCAACUCAAAAUUUGAUGAAGAGCAAAAAAGAAUAUGAUUUAAUUAUAACAGAGAUAUUCUUUAGUGAUUGUUCGCUCGGGUUUGCAACUAUGUUUAAUGUUCCAAUAAUAGUAAUGACUAGUAGUGUUAGUAUGCCAUGGGCUAGUGAUAUCGCUGGUUUGCCAGAUAAUCCUUCGUAUAUACCACAUUAUUUCAGUCCGUACAGUCAAGAUAUGACAUUUUUAGAAAAAUUAAUGAACACUGUUACUUUACAACUAAUAAAAAUGUGGCAUACUUAUUAUCCAUCUGAAGAAGCUAAUAAGUUUAUACAGGAAACUUUUGGUAGAAACAGUCCACAUAUAGAAGACAUUCGCAAGAAUAUUAGUUUGGUUAUGGUUAAUAGUCAUUUUAGUCUGCAACAAUCUCGACCUUUACCUCCAAAUUUUAUCGAAAUCGGUGGAAUACAUUUAAAACCGAAUCCAGUUUUACCAAAGGAAUUUGAAAAUCAUCUUAAAACAAACUUAAAAGGAGUCGUUUAUUUAAGUUUUGGAACAACUUUUAAAUCGGAAACAUUCCCCGAUUAUAAAUUAAAACCAAUUUUUGAGGCCUUAUCAGAAAUUCCUUACAAAAUUUUAUGGAAAGGAAAAAGAUCAGAUGUAGCAAAACAUUUAAAUAUUCCAUCGAAUAUACAGUUCGUUCCGUGGAUGCCACAAUUAGAAGUUUUAUGUCACCCUAAUUUAAAACUUUUUAUCAGUCAUUGCGGGUUAGGUGGUGUACAAGAAGCGAUUUAUUGUGGAAAACCAGUUCUAGGUCUUCCAAUUUGGGCUGAUCAAUUCGCACAAGCAAAAAUAAUCAAUGACAAAGGUUUAGGUUUAACAAUUCCGUUAUUAAAACACUUUACGAAAGAGAACUUGUUAAAUGUGUUGCAACAAUUAUUAGAAAAUCCAAGAUUUACUGAAAAUGCUCGUCGUUCAUCGGAAAUAUUCCGAGAUAGACAAGUAAGUCCUUUAGAUACAGCGGUGUAUUGGGCCGAAUAUGUUAUUCGACACAAAGGAGCUCCACAUUUAAAAUCAAAAGCAGCAUAUUUAACAUUUUAUGAAUAUUAUUGCUUAGAUAUUGCGUUUACAUUAUGUUUUACUACUUUAAUUUUGGGCUGGAUUUUUUAUAAGAUUUCAAAAAGAAUUUUAAAUUUAAUUGUUGCUUUUAGAGUAUUUAAACGUAAGUUAGAAUAACUUUUAUAACCUUAUCAUUACCACAAUGUAUAUUGUAAUUAUAAAGUUAUACUAUGUAUAAUAUUAGUUAUAAUUUUUAAUUAUAGCUAACAAUUUAUUUGCUUCUUAAAUAAAUAAAGAAAUAAAAAACGUU